AUGCAGUAUUGCCAGGUGCAAAUUGAAAUGGCGCCUUAAAUUUUGGAAAAUGCGCCAGGCGCUUACAAGUGGCGCUUUAAAAUCGUGGCCUUUACAGUGACUCAAUAAACCACAGUGGCGACAAUUGCUGCCCUCUUUUGUAUUGGUUCUUUAAAAUCCCAUAUAUUUAUAUAGAAAAUAAACAAAAAUAUGGCGACGGGGGCGUGGUUUACCUCUAGAUUCCUAUUUAAAAUUAGCAAGAAUAUGGCGAGGCUUUCCUUGGAGGUCGUGAGUUUAGAAUGGACACAUGGACAUUUGCUACAACCUUUAGAAAUAUACCCGUUGAUAAAAUUAUCGUAUCGCACCACUGGUUAUGGUGGUGCUCAUGUGCAGUGGCGCAACAUGUCACACAGCAAGAGAAUUGAACAUUGACUUAUUGCAAACGCGGUUUGAAGGUUUACAACUUCUUCCAAGAAAUGGGGAUGUUAAGUGGCCGCCUGAAUCUUGCGAUCUAACGCCACUAAGAUUUUUUUUGUGGGGUUACAUCAAAAGUGAAGCGCAUGUGAAGCGUAUGUGAAGCGUAUGUGAAUAAUCUACGACUAAUUAUAGGUGCUAGCUGACGUCACGCACAUAACCUCAAUGACACGUUUAUCCCCCUAUCGGAAGUCUCGAUAUGUCAUUGGUGACAAGCUAGUGCCUGUGUGUUAAAUAGGGCAAUCCAAACAAAAUGGUGGUCAAUGCAUGGCCAAUGCCAAAAAAUUAGCGCCAUAAAUUUAAUUCAAGCAAUCGUGACAUUUUUCAUCAAAAAACUGAUUUUUGUGUAUUUUUUGGUGCUUUUAGAUGAUUUUCUAGUGUUUGAGAGGAUAAUUUUCGUAUUCUAAGAUGGAAAGUUUUUAGUUUAAGAAAUUAUUAGUAGAAAAAAGGCAUUGGCCUCCAUUUUGAAUUCCAUUUUGACAAGCCGUUGGAUUGCCCUAUAGACCUUUUCAAACGCUUUGUUUGUCCCCCCAACGGAAGUUUAGGUUAUAUGUGUGUGACGUCCGCUAGUGCCACAGAUUGCUAGUGCCUAAUUCAAGAGUUAAAAGAUGAGAUUCGGCACAUUAUUCGUGAGAUACCUACCACCGGAAAUGUGCACAGAUGUGAUCGAAAAUUGUGUACUGUGAGAGAAGUCGCGGUGACCAUUUGUUGGAUAUUGUUUCAUGUAUAAAUUGUAAACGAUCAUCUUACUUAUUGCUAUAAAGUAUUAAAUGUUCCCUAGUUUGCUUUUCAUUUGAAUAUUUGAAUUGAAAAAACAUCCGGAAACUCUUAUUUGAACACUCAUUAGUUCUAAAGAUAAAAUCUCAACAUGCUGGUCAGCUGCAGCUGCUCACCAACACCCCGGAGGAGAAUACCUGAAGUUAUCAUUGAGAAGUUAUGAAAGAUACUGAUCAUUAUAGAACCACUUUGACUAUUAUUGAUUGAUUGCAAUUAAUUGACAAUUCAAUUAUUUGUCAAUUUUACAAUAACUAACCAUGCCUCCAAAAUUGACUCCCGAAGAAAAGAAAGCUCGCCAAGCUAACAAACGAGCCGAAAAGAAAGCCAGGCAAAUUGAGAAACGCAAACAGCUCAAACGCGAUCAGCUAGAGCGCGAACUCAAAUAUGGAGCCGUGACUCUAAGAAGACAGGAACAAAAUUGGAGGAAAAUGCUCAUCGAUAUAGCUAUGCCGGAUAUGCUCAAGGAUUUAGAGUUUGCUUGGUAUAAUUUUGAAAGGGUUGCCGAUUGCAAGGAUUUUGCUAUAUCCUUAUUAUUGGACGAACUCGAUAUGGCCAAACAGCAAGGGUCUUUAAAUUUGGUAACACACAUGGAACAUAUUAAUAAGCUGAUUCAAAUGUUUGAUGAUAGAAUGCACGAACUCAAUGACGAUUAUAAAAAACAGGCUGACGAGAUGCAAAACGAGCACAUGAACAAUGCCAAGCACCUUGACGUAGAAAGAAAAGAGGAAACAAAUUAUUUAAAAACGAUGCUUUACUUAUUGCAAAUGGAAAUGCGCGAAGUCAAACGUACAAGACACGCCGAGUAUUACUCGAAAUUAGAAGAGCAAUACUCGAAACACCAAACGCUGGUUCACAGAAUCCGUCACGAUUUAGAAGAAAAACAUUUACAAUUGUGGGCCAAGACGGUUAAGUUUGUCGAAGAUUACCAAGUUCAGAUAAAAGAUCGUAAACAGAUAAAUUCUAAAUUGAAAACUGUGGAUGAUAAGUUGCAAAAAUUAAUAAUAAACCAACUAGAACAUAUUCGUGCAUGUAACGAUAUUAUUCGUGGACUAGAAAUAAAAAAAAGAGAAUUGGAAAAGUUUCUAGAAAGAAAAGUGGCAGACUUGCAAUCAGAAUUUGAUUUUUUCUUCAUGGUUUUUGAUACUCUAAAAAAAAAAUUAGCCACAGAUAGAGAAAUUGACUUCCAAAAAAUCAAUUGCUUAACGUUUAACUAUAAUGAAACUAUUUCUUAUUUGGAUGAAGUAUUUAUUAAAGGAAAACAUGUUUUCCAAGCGGCUAGCGUUUGCAGAAAGCUGGAAACACUUAGCGAAAAAAUUAUGCCUUUCCCAGUAAAUUUCGUCAACGAAAUGUGCAGACCCAGUUUGACCGACAUCGAAGACUACAUGCCAUCGAUGGAUUUAUUUUGGCAAAGGGUCGGACAAGCCGAAGCCGAACGUGCAGCCGUAAACGAACAACGCGAAUAUUUAAUUUCGGAAAACGACAUUCUCAAAACGCGAAUCCACUUUUAUUGUCAAUGUUUGAAAUGCGAAGAUAAGCAACCUAUUAAAACCAGACCGGCUCUAUGUUCCACUGUCACCGAGGGUACUCAAGAAUUGAAAAAAUAUUCUAAACAAGGAAUAAUUUAUUCGCAAUUUGAAGAUGACGAGCAGAGUGAGAGUUUGAUCAGUUUUAAUGAUGAAGGGUCGCCUUUUAAUUUGAACAAGAAUAAAUAAAAAAUCAAUUAUUUUAUUAAAUAUACUAAUUUUGUGCUAAUUUUUUACCAAAAUGUAGCUUUUUUUUUGCUCUAUAGAGUCCACUGUAUACUGUAUGCGAAAAAGCUCUUACCCGUACGUCUAAUUUAUCGACUCAACGACCCAUAUGUGAGUCGUUGGACAGUGAACGAUAGUAAAAAAAAAAACUAACAGUUUAUAGAGAUGAAAAGUGGAAAAAACUGUUUGUUAUUUCUGCAAUCUCUGGAGUGUCUUUCAUUGCUCUGAUCUGAAAUCCUGGAGCUUUACACAUAUAACUUUGCGUAAACAUUUUAGGCUGGCAACCUCUCCUUGGUCAUUCUUCAUUUUGUCUUCGUUUUAACUUUUCGAUGGCUUCUUGAAUUAAUUAUUGUGUUCUGUGCUCUCGCUAUUGUUGAGAUACUUCUUCAUAAGUCUGCGGUUUUCUGUUCCUCAAUUCUUUAAACUUUCUUUAGGAUUUUUUAUGGAAGCUGAGAUGUGGACUAGAGCGCUUUCAGUUCCAGCAUGAGAAAGUAGAAAUGUCCACACAAAAUCUGUUUAAUGUGUACGGUUGUGCGGCAAAGUAUUCAUUUCUGACUUUUGCCUUUGAAAAUUAUCAACUUCAAACCUUGUGAGAAUAUAAUAUAUAUCUGGAACAACUAAAGAAAAUACAAAAUUACAUUAUUAAAAUUGUACUCAAUAUGGCAAGAUUGUAUCCUACUAGUUUACUAUACUCUGGUGAAAUUAUUAAUGUAA
Molecule: messenger RNA, 3692 nt
Organism: Ceutorhynchus assimilis (cabbage seed weevil)
Lineage: Eukaryota; Metazoa; Arthropoda; Insecta; Coleoptera; Curculionidae
Source: the annotation of a GenBank genome assembly